AUGCGUGACGCGAACAUCUACAACUUUCGACGGGCAUUGCCUCGCAUGAGCUGGCACCCGCACAAUCUCUACAACCUCUGGCGUCGCUCGUUGGGAGCGCUGAAGGAGGAUCUUGAACCCCGUGCGCGUAUGCACAUGUCCCUGUACCAGCAGCGGUGGGCGAGCAAGGCAGUCUUGCGUGCGUACCAUGGGGACUAUAUCAACGAGAAGAUUUUCAAGCGUUGGUACCUUCCCGCUACACUUCCGGACGUGCGCCCCCACGUUGGCCCUACGCCAACCGCAUCGGACACGGUCGGGCUUGCAAGGUGGGCAAAGCGUGAUCAGGCUGCAGAGAAGGAGCGGCGAAGGCUGGAGAAUGAGAAGGAGAAGGGGCUCGCGCCCGUGGGUAGCUUGAUGUUUCGCGAGGUCGAGCGCCGCAUCGACGUGGUUAUCUUCCGCGCCUGCCUCGCGCACAGCGUCUACGAGGCUCGGCGACUCGUCAUACACGGGGAUGUCCUGCUCAACGGGAAGAAGCACGAUGAUCCCAACACACGCCUGGCGCCAGGAGAUAUGGUAUCCGUGGACCCCAAGGCGAUACGCUUUCUGCAGGCUAGUGCAGCUCCCGUGGUCGAGGAAGAUGAGGCUGCAACAAAAGACCAAGACACGCCUCCCGCUGCAGAAACUUCCUCGGAGGCCGACGUAGUUGUAGAAGAGGGAGUCGACGGCGAAAGCGAGGCGUCGGCAAAAAGUGCGGCGUCGGCGGAGACACACUCAGAGCCUUCCGCGACCCCAUCGUCUAACGCCGCGCGCUGGACGAAAGUCAAACGAGCAAGGCGGGGCAACCUGACUCCGUUCCACCCGCCACCCUAUUCAGCACCCUUCCUCUUCGUCCCUGCCUACAUUGAGCCAUCCUUCGCGACGUGCUCCGCGAUCUAUCUUCGUCACCCAACUGCGCGCCCGGGCUACUCCGAGAUCCCGACGCCGUUCGAUGCUGACGGCGAAAUCGUGCGCUCCGCCUGGGAGUGGUAUUCCGAGGUCAGGCCCAGGAUGCGCAGCAAGAGCCAGCUCGCGCGCAUGCCGGAGAACAGGCAGUAA
Messenger RNA from Sparassis crispa, 1074 nucleotides. RefSeq lists its product as hypothetical. Gene Ontology annotation, cellular component: mitochondrial small ribosomal subunit. The transcript is spliced from 3 exons. Gene Ontology annotation, molecular function: structural constituent of ribosome; rRNA binding. NCBI's taxonomy places the organism in Eukaryota, Fungi, Basidiomycota, Agaricomycetes, Polyporales, Sparassidaceae. Gene Ontology annotation, biological process: positive regulation of translational fidelity. Bases 1 to 1074 code for a protein of 357 amino acids. The record is from RefSeq and is a predicted model, not a curated record.